CCAGAUUCCAGACGCAAAUCAAGCAAACCCCAGCCCGGAGACUUGGAAUACGAGCGGGACCCAGGUAGAAUACCAGCUAAACGCUGUCAUCGCCGCCACCGACUUUGAUCAUUAUGCUCGGGAACUAGGCCUCAUGUCCCCUUCGUCGUUCUGGCCUGCGGAUUUCCACAAUACCCGAAACGCGAAUGAGGAUGGUCCGAUCGACCCUCUCAUAUCUGAUCACCCCAUCCCCAGCGCUCUCAGUCUCCCAACCCUGGAGCCUGGGUGGCAUGAUCCUUCCUGCCUUGGGCUCACAGACAGAUAUCUCGUUGGGGGCGCAGCCGCAUAUCGAUCAAGCCCUGCCACUCCCAGGACUACUGCUGCUCAAGGGCACCUUCAAUACUAAGUUCUUAGGACUGAGCUCUGUCGGGACCACCAUCUCAACCUGCCUCAAGUAUUCCGCGAGCGAGAGUGCGUCAGUUCUAGAGGCGAAAAGUAUUGAUCAUCUUGUACAGGGAAUUCGCCACUUGGAUGAGUUCACCAUGUCCGAACCUGUCUCUGCCAAUGUAGACCGGCUGCCUUCAAUGGAUAUCGCCGAUAAAGGCAUUACUGCCUACAUAGAGAACGUGCACCUGCGGUAUGCGAUCGUGGGGAUGCAACAUUUGGAGAUUUGGCGUGAUACCUACAGCGAUAAAACCUUGAUGAAAGAUCCGGUCACAUUCUCCCGGCUCUGUCUUCUAACCACGAUAGGCCUUCUAAGCAUGCCGCACAAACAGGGAUGCGAUUCAACUUCACCUUGGGCCAAGGAAAUUCAUUCCAUCUACGAAGGCGCAUGGUCUCUCCUGACGGCGGUGCUCGCCUCUCCGUAUAUCGAUGCCGUUGAACUUCUUCUUCUGCACACGCUUCACCUUCUAUAUUCCGGCAAAUUAGGGAUAGUAUGGGUAAACUGCGGCCUGGUCAUUCGGGUGGCACAAUCGCUUGGUCUGCAUCGGAAUUCCCCAAUACAACUCGGCCUGAGCGAGGAACAGAUACAAAGGCGAGCUAGGUUAUGGGAAGUCUCAUAUGCACUGGACGCGUUCCUUUCACUCUCCGAGGGUAGGCCUCCCGCAAUUACUGAGCAACACGCGGAUGGAGUGUUGCUGUCACUUUCCCUCGGGCCUGGAACGUUCCCAGUAAAGAGGCCAGUAGGGACUAUCCAUACAUGGCAUGUGCACCUAGCCAUUAUAGCCAAUCGGCUUUCCCCAUUACUAAACCGCGUUGAAGCGGGUUCGUGGUUACUGGAAUAUCUCUCUAUGCUCGAUCGCGAUCUUAUCAAAUGGCGUGAUGCCAUCCCAAUAGAGUGCCGGCCAGAGGAGGAAAAUCUGGCGAAAGCUGAACUCUACACCGCGGUAUCAUGGCUUCACCUUCAAUACUUCAACCUGAUGCGAACAAUACAUUGGGUGUCAUUCGUGAUCUCAGCGCAGUAUACAAACCAAAGCUCAAUUUUGGGCCAAUACGGGCCUCGAAUCCGUUCAAGCGAAACUAUCUGCCUCACCGCCGCGCGCUCCCUGGUCGUGACCCUGAACAAUGCAAUAAGCGCACCGGGAUACAUCGGGCGCUUUACGGGGAUACCUAUUUCUUACUGCAUGGCCGCUAUCUCUGUGAUCUUUCGCAAGAUCCAUAAACAGCUGGAUAUCGUCUCUGCGCGAACGAAUCUUGAAUUCCUGCGGGCCGGCACGUUACAUAUCCUCCAAUCCUUGACCGCUGCGGGUUCUGUGGAGCAUGUGAGGGCGUUGUUUGCGGACCUCCAGCGGGUGGCUGAGAACGCUAUUAAUCGGGUUUCAGCGGCUACAGCCUAACUUCAUAUACCUACGUUUUGUGGGCAUAUCUUUGCCCCUCCUAAUUCUGUACAAUUAGUAUGAGUGAACGAGGUGUGCAUCUUUUCACACCACCAUCUUCCUGCUUGCAGG
Molecule: messenger RNA, 1928 nt
Organism: Aspergillus aculeatus ATCC 16872
Lineage: Eukaryota; Fungi; Ascomycota; Eurotiomycetes; Eurotiales; Aspergillaceae
Product: fungal specific transcription factor domain-containing protein
Exons: 2
Coding region: 192-1817 (541 amino acids)
Biological process (GO): DNA-templated transcription
Molecular function (GO): DNA binding; zinc ion binding
Source: RefSeq, a predicted model, not a curated record